CGCAUCCCACUUCAAAGGCCUCGUACCUCUUGUCAAAUGACUAACACCUCCGGCCCCCAGAGGUCGCACCGGAUUAAAUAUGGACCCAAUGACAGCGGUCAGCCUCGCCUCGGCAAUUGUUCAGUUUAUUGACUACAGCACUAAGCUUGUCGAUGCCGCCAGUGACAUCCAUCGUUCCGCCUCGGGGACGAGCUUAGAGAACCAGAACAUAGAGUUCGUUGUGUCUGAAGUGAAAGCUCUCUCCUUGAGACUGGACCCCCCAAGAACUGGACAGCCGACCGAUGACGAGCAGGCUCUGUGUCGUCUCGCGGCAGAAUGCCGGAUCUUAUCGGGCCAGAUCCUCGAUCUUUUGGAGAAGAUCAAACCGAAAAUUCCUAAGUCGAAACGUCAAAGUGUCUGGUCAGCCAUUAAAACCAUGUGGAACGACAGGGAGAUGAAAGAGCUAGGGCAGCGGCUGCAGAACUGCCGUAGCCAGCUCGAGUUGCAGCUCAACUUUCUCAUGAGAUCCGACACGAAAGCAAGACUAGAAGCUCUGGCACAAGGCGCAGAAGGAGACGUCGCUAGACUUGAAAUACUUCAGAAACACGUUAGCGAACUUCGUCAAGGAGUCACCGUGACUUCUAUGAGCCCCGAGUUCCAAAACCUACUACGGGAUCUCUUGGGAAUAGCUUCUGAGGCGACCAAACGGGAACAAAUCCUCACAGCCUUAGCAUUCAGCGACAUGCAUGGGAGGUUUGAAGACGUCGAGCUUGCUCACUUUGAGACCUUUAAGUGGAUUUUCGACGAAGCUUACGACGACCAUGUGGAUGGUGACGCGAGGCCAGUCGGCAAGCUCAAUGAUAAGGCCAGAUUCAGAGACAUUGAACAUGACUAUUCGAUUAGAGAGCCAUUCCUGCAUUGGCUAUCAGCCGGAAACGGUAUCUUUCACAUCUCUGGGAAACUGGGGUCUGGAAAGUCAACCCUGAUGAAGUUUCUUUGUGAUCAUAGACGCGUUACGGCCGAGCUACAGAAGUGGGCAGGCCAAAGGAAGCUGGUUUUUGCCAAAUUCUUCUUCUGGAAGCCUGGAUCUGAACUUCAAAGGUCCGUCAGCGGUCUUUUCCGAUGUCUCCUUCACGAUGCGCUCCGCAAUUGUCCCGAACUCAUUCCCAGAGUCUUGCCGGACCAGUGGAACAAGGUGUCGACGUCAUUCACACAGAUGGGGGUUGACCUUCAUCUUCGAAACAGCGAGAUUCGCGAAGCGUUCCGUCGACUUAUCGAAUACCGUAACCUAUAUGAGAAGCAUUGUUUCUGCUUCUUUAUUGAUGGGCUCGAUGAAUACGAAGAGACUCGUCAAGAAGAUUACAAAGCUAUGGUUGACCUGCUUUGUGGAUGGACUGAGGCCGCACCGAACGACGUGAAGAUAUGCGCCUCAAGCAGGGAAUAUAAUGUGUUCCUGAACUCUUUGUCAGCCGACAGGAGACUCCGCCUUCAAGAUCUCACAGGGGGGGAUAUGAAGCGGUACAUUCGAAAUAAGUUAGGGCGCCUUGACGACAAAGUUGCUUCCGACUUAGUCGACACCAUUCUUACCAAGGCUAGUGGGAUCUUCCUAUGGGUUGUCCUAGUGGUAAAAUCACUUCGCGAGCGUCUGGAAGAGACCCGGGAUCUUUCCAUCCUCAAGAGAGAGAUUGACACACUACCCGACGAACUGGAAGAUCUUUUCCGGUAUCUCCUCAACACAGUGAGCAAAUCUGCACGCACUACAGCCUACAAAACAUUUGCGAUGCUUGAAGCACUCGAUUCUAGCUCAAGGAACUCCCCAGAUCUAUCCUUAUUCGCAUAUUCUUUUCUUGGAGACUAUGCUAAAGACCCCGAGUUCGCUCUUCAAACACCAUUCCCGUACGCCAGCAUGAGCCCCGAUGCCAAAAAAAGCCGCAUAGGCCAAGCACGAAAGACUCUCACUGGCAGCACGAAAGGCCUUGUCGAGGCAAUCAAUGGCUCGGUCAAACAUAUUCACCGAUCUAUUCCGGAAUUUCUCGAGAGCAGAGAGGUCCGGGAUGAAAUGGCCUGCCACCUUCAAAACUUCGAGGCUGUAGAUGCCGUCUCCCGGUUACUGAUUGCGGAGCUACGAGCGGAGGCCUAUACGUCCGGCACACUCAAUCGGUGCCACUGCAGCUGGGUGGUGUCACGCAUAAUCAUAAUGCGGACGAAGUUCAGAGUUGAUUGUGCGCCAUAUUCCUUCUUGGAGUCGCUGGGGUCUGUGCUAAUUGAGCAUGGGGGUCCUGAUGUGACUCCUAACCCUGUCAAGGGCAUCACCAUAGAGGGCGAGAUUCCGACCGUUAGCGGCGGUGCAAGCUAUUUCCCUUCCUUUACCAUUCGAUAUCGCGAGCCAGACCCACAUGUGACUCGUUCCUUUUAUGUUAUCUCUCCAUUUCAUAUCUCAGCGGUAGUUGGGCUGGAAGAAUAUGUCGCUUGGAAAAUUCUCCACGACCAAAGUAUUCUGAAUACAGAUUUCGAAACGGCGGUCUUAGUUUCCAUCGUGGAAAGCCGCCUUGUGACUAACUGUCCCGGAACGUCUACGCAAAUUCUUGAAUCGCUUCUCGAGCGAGGGUUGUCUCCCCAGACAGUCAUACAUACUUCUAUCACAGAACCCGACAUGUGGACAGACAACGAUCGGACGUUCUGGGAGGACUUUGUGCUUUUGGUCGCCCUAUACUUAGAAGACAAUGGGAGUUUGGAAGGCAAGGAAUUGGUUGGCAAGGCUUUUGAAAAAUUUCUCGAAUAUGGUGCAGAUCCAUCAUUGUGGUUAUCUGCCAGCCCACACCGCCAGAGGGAUCUUGAAAUGAGGGUGAGGAGAAAUGGUAAAACGGUACUCGCAUACCGCCGCUGGAUGGUUGUUCCUGUACACCCUCUCUUUACCAAAGUGGGCGGCAUCUCAUUUCGAGAAUUCGUGGAAUAUUUGGAUUUUGAUAAUAAGGAAUCUCUCCUUGGACUAAUUGAUAGGAAUAUGAAGCAGCAAGGGCGAACAGAAGAGGGGACGACACAGGAGGAGCAUAGCUGGGAACGUAACGCGGAGCCGGCUUUUACGAGGGGAUCAUCAUCGGAGCUAACGGAAACCCGUUCAUGGCGACUUAACACCUGGUUCAUGUCGAUCAAUACCAGCCAUAUUAUGACGUUCGGACUUGGCUUGUUUGUGGCAGCCAUCGUGCCCCACCUCUGGGGUUCGAUCGUCAAAUACAGGUUAAAUCGCCGUUACUAAGAAUUUGGAAGCUGGAAGAUGCGCCAUCUCGGGACGAAGUAACCUAUGAACAUUGUGUGGGCGAUAACGGGGCUUAUUAGAACUAAUCUCACCACACGAGAGCUAGGCAAGAUGGCAACAAGCGCCAUGACGACCUUCUCGUAAGGAUCACGUAUAGAGACUAUCUUGAUGCUAUUAAUGCCCUGAAACGAAGUGAAAGGGAAAACUUACCCCGCCGGCCUGAGCCCUGGUGUGCCGCUUGGUAGGCCGAUUGCCGUGUGCACUAGCAAGACGCUGCCAAGCGCCGCCCCAGAGCGGUUUAGCGUCGGCCACGUACUCACAUAAUUCUUCUUAACGCUAUUCCCAGAUUAACUUAGCUAAGGUAUACAGUACCUCCGCAGAAGUGCGGGGAAACGGGCUGAAUCAGGGAUUUUAACGUUUCCCACUGUUUACUCUCUCUUAGUCUGUGGUUGGUCGAUCA
This is a messenger RNA of Hyaloscypha bicolor E, 3695 nucleotides long. RefSeq lists its product as uncharacterized. The coding region runs from base 80 to 3235 and encodes 1051 amino acids. The transcript is spliced from 4 exons. The record is from RefSeq and is a predicted model, not a curated record. NCBI's taxonomy places the organism in Eukaryota, Fungi, Ascomycota, Leotiomycetes, Helotiales, Hyaloscyphaceae.